Tetranychus urticae (two-spotted spider mite) is the source of this 2167-nucleotide messenger RNA. RefSeq lists its product as uncharacterized. Lineage: Eukaryota; Metazoa; Arthropoda; Arachnida; Trombidiformes; Tetranychidae. Gene Ontology annotation, molecular function: fucosyltransferase activity. Gene Ontology annotation, cellular component: membrane. The record is from RefSeq and is a predicted model, not a curated record.
ACAAAUUGCUAGUUAAGCUCAAGUUUCCAGUUAAGUCGAGUUUCAAAACGUUUCCAUUAUUUUACUUUCUUUAUUCCAAAUUUCGGGUUUUAUUCAAAAUGAAUAAAUGUUGAGUGUUUAUCGUCGGUUGUAACUGUGGAUGACAAAUGCAAAAGAUAUUCACUUCAUUUGCAACUUCAAAAUCUUCGUCUAGAAAUGCUUCGAGUUUGGAUCGAUCAACUUUGAGUGAUAAAUCAACUGGUCAGUUUAAAGUGAACCAACAAGUUAUCUUGAAUGAGGGUAAACACUGUCUCUAUCCUGGUGCAGUGAGUCGACCCUAUGUAGGUCUAAGUUUACCUUCUUGGUAUCGACCCAAGGCUUCAUCAACUAUACUUAGACGCCGGUUAAGGUCGAGGCAAUGGGUUACAUAUCAGGUUGAAGUGACUCCUGACAGGAAAAGGCCGAGGAAAAGUUGCUUAUCUUCUGGUGUUAAAAUUGGUCAAAGUGAACCAAGGAAUAGUGGGAAAAUGGAAAAGUCAUCCAAUCCAAAGUACCAUUUGGUUCAUGGAUAUGUGUCUGAUGUUGAAGGUGUUGAUGCAGUUACAGGAGAAGAUGAAGUCGACUCAACUGAACCUCAUCAAAAAGUUAAACUCAUUGUUUUACUUUUAAUGAUUCCUUCGAUUGCAGUCAUGUUUUACUCUCAAACCAAAUUUCGGCGAGAAUCAAAUGUUGUUGGUGACCUUUCAGGUCUUGGUUUACCACCCAACUAUUUAUCGAGUGGGAUUGGAUCAGGUUCAUUUGGAUCAAGAGACUUCAAUUCACGGUUUAAUCCAAUUUAUGACCAUCAAAUGAGAUCUGAGCAUGCUGAUGAAUACGAUCCAUUCGACAAUGCACCAAACGAAAAGGAUCAAAAUGAUUAUCAGAAUGACCAGCAAUCGAAUGAAAAUGAGCAAUUAAACUCUGGAUUUCCGGUCAACAUUUUUAAUGAUGAGUUUAAAGACGAGAAUAAAGCAGAAGAAAGCAAAUCAAUUGGAAAUGAUGAUUUUAGUAAAGAAAUGUAUUCGCCCGAACAAAUGAAAAUUAUGAAUCUUAAAACAGUCGAUGAAUACAAAGUGAUCUUUUAUGAAAAUAAUGAUCCUUAUAAUGUCAACCAUUUAUCAUUAUCAAAUGAAUUUCCAUUCUCCCAUUGUACAGAUGAAAAACGUUGCCUGAUAACAAAUGAUGUUACACUAAUUAAUAUCAGUGAUGCUCUGAUUUUCACUGAUCCCAACCAUCCAAGUCCAAACAAAUUGAAAUCAUUAUCAUCUUCAACUGAAACAACUUUAAUUACCAUAUUUUACCAAUUAACUCCAACUCAACUCAAACCCAAACUCAAUUAUAAUCUAACUUUAACCUAUUCUCACCUGUCCAACAUCACUUAUCGUCCAUUUUUAAUUGAAAAAUCGUUGACAGAUGGCGUUCCAUUACAGAGUUCAAAUUCACUUUCAUCGGAAAACGUUAAUGGUUCAAGUGCUUUUAACCUUUGGCGAAACAAACGCAAAUUGGUUCUCAUUGUUACUUCCAAUUGUACCGUUGACCAACUGUUGGUAAGAAUGGCGACAAUUAUGGAACGAAUCGGAAUCGAUGUUGAUCUUGUUAGCCUUUGUGAUUAUUGUCCGAAACUGAAUAAAGUCACUGAAUUCAGUUUAGAAAAGGUUUCACUCGAAUCUUGUCUGGAAACACUUUUCGAACCUUAUCUGUUUCUAUUUGAUUGGCAGCCUUACCUGUGUCCAACUCAUGUUUCACCAAUCACUUACUUUGCUCUUUCCUUUAACCUCAUUCCAAUAAUUUCAUAUCCAUUUAAUAAUACUAAUGAUGAUAAUUGCUAUUGUAAACUGGACUUACCUAAAGGUUGUUUCAUUAAUGCACUUGAUUUUACUUCAUUACAUGAUCUAGGUGAUCUUCUUAAUCUAAUUGCAAGUGAUUUAAAUCAAUAUCAGAGUUACAUUAAGUGGACAGAGACUCAUGAGAUUUCAAUGCAACGACAAGAUUUAUGUUCUUUAUGUUCCUAUCUUCAUGGCAAUCAUUCCGUUAUUAACAAAAUGUCAUCGAGUUACACCAACAACUCUGAAUGUGUCUUUUGGAAAAAAGUGUAUUCAUUCUCUGAAUUAUCUUGAUAGCUCUGAAUAAAGGAUGUUAACUAUUGUAA